Messenger RNA from Penaeus monodon (black tiger shrimp), 2457 nucleotides. Its product is annotated as solute carrier family 46 member 3-like. The coding region runs from base 326 to 1870 and encodes 514 amino acids. Gene Ontology annotation, biological process: transmembrane transport. Gene Ontology annotation, molecular function: transmembrane transporter activity. The record is from RefSeq and is a predicted model, not a curated record. Gene Ontology annotation, cellular component: membrane. The transcript is spliced from 8 exons. Lineage: Eukaryota; Metazoa; Arthropoda; Malacostraca; Decapoda; Penaeidae.
CGACAAAGCAUUUGGGAGAAGCAGCGAUGUUGCACGGUAUGGAGGGUGUGCAACUCUUAGCAACAAGGGGUCGGUUUACAGUUCGUGUAGAAUGAACGACUAGCAGCCUUGAUUAAGAAAUUGAGAGGGUUAGAGAAGAGGUACAAACAGGAUGAAAUUAUAUAAAGUGCUAUGAUAACAGCGAAACCAUAUAUGACUAGAUAACUUUUGUAGUAUAACUCUUCUAUGCAGUGUUUACGACCUUUCCAAGGAAAUUCAGUGUACAGUGUAAAUUGUAAAUAUCUUGAAUACAUAGAACGCUGCAAAGUCCAGAGUCACAUUCAUCAUGGCAAGGGGAGAGGACAGAGAGCAUCUUAUUCAGGAGGUGUCUGACUUGGACCAACAACUGCACUCCUUUGUUGCCAACAACUCUACGGAAUAUGGCGAACCUGAGGAAGAAGUCAAGGGCUGCAAGCGCUUCCUGAAAGCAGUACAACAGCUGAAGAAUAUCACAAUAGAGCCAAUUCUCUUCUUGUAUUUGCUCUCCUGGACUAUCCAGUCUUCUAUUUCUACAAAUCUCUUGUUAGAUAAGGUGUGUAUUGAAAAGAAUUUCUCCAGUGAAAUCUGUGCGAACCUAUCAUCGUACCCAAACAACCAGAUUGAGGUACAGCGCGUUGUAACGAAGAUAAACAUGUACAUGGAUUUGCUCACCAAUAUACCAUCAGUAUUAUUUGUGCUCUUCUUGGGGUCUUGGAGUGAUAAGCAUGGGAGAAAGCUGCCGAUGAUCUUGCCGUUGGUGGGGAGUCUACUGUCUACCUUACUGUAUCUUAUGAAUGCAUAUUGGUUUAGUCUUCCUGCCAUCUAUAUUCUUCUGUCGGGAGUGCCUCGAGCUCUGACAGGUGGCUUCAUCACCUUGAUAAUGGCAUGUUAUGCAUAUAUAUCAGAUAUAACCAAGAUAAGGAGUCGAACGAUGCGUAUUGCAAUCUUGGACCUCUUCAUGUUCUUGGGAGCACCUGUAGGUCUGCUUUUAAGUGAUGUUAUGUAUUAUUCCAUUGGAUACUUGGGUAUAUAUGGGAUGAGUGCCUUGCUCUUUCUGAUAGCAGUUUUAUAUACCAUUGUGCGGAUUGAAGAUACACGAGGCCGCUUUUCUAAAUACCACUUGGAAGCUUCUGAACUGGCACACAAUCCAGGAAAUAUGUGCAAAGACUUAGUGGACAUUAACAAUGUGAAGAAAAGUAUUGCUGUGUGUUUUAAACCUCGGAGGCACAAACUUAGGGCCAAGAUUUUGUCUCUGAUGGCAGCCAUGUGUGUCCUUUUAUUUGUGUUUGGUACUACUGGUGUUGAUUAUCUCUAUACAAAGAGAAAAUUUGGUUGGACCUACGACCAGUACGUCCAUCUUGGCUUGGUAGAAGUUUUUGUUAGUGUUGCUGGAAAUUCUAUUGUGCUGCCUUUGUUGAGCUACAAGCUGCAAAUUGAUGAUUCUGUGCUGGGCUUUGUGGGAUGCUUGUUCAAGAUAAGCAGCCUUAUAAUCAAAGGUCUUGCAACACAACCAUGGAUGCUGUACCUAAGUUCCUGUGUCAACUUCCCAGGAGGAUUGCCAUUAAUCAUCAUACGAUCCAUGAUGAGCAAAAUCAUUCCGUCAGAUGAGUUAGGCAUGAUUUUUUCCAUGCUGGCUUCAUGGGAAUCUAUCCUCCCACUGCUCUCUCACCCUCUGUGUACUCUUGUGUAUAAUGCUACCAUUAAAGAUUUUCCUGGGACAGUCUACCUCAUGAGCUCACUAUUUGUUGUGAUCUCUGCUGGAAUCUUUGCAUGGUUGAUAAAGAAUAGAAAUUUCACAUCACCUGAACCUCAUAUUCAUGAAGAUGAGAUCAUUCAGAGUGUAGAAAGCUGAAAAAGUCUAUUGGACUAUGGACUCUAAAAUGAACUGCUGAGGGAAGUAAUACUCAUAAGUCACAUGAAAGAAGUUACAACUAUGAGUAGGGAAUCAUUAAGAACAACUAGAAAUUGUUGUUUGUAGAUAUUAGUCAUGAGAUAUAGUUUUUUCAAGUAACCCCCAUUAUUUGACAGAUGUGCCAGGGGUUGACAAUGGUGUGCUUAUACAUGACCUUAAAUCCAAUCCAUUUCCUACUAUAUUUUCAUUUCUUUUUCUUUUUCUUUUCUUUCUUUCCUUUAUUUCUUCUUUCUUUAUUUCUUUCAUUCUUUCUUUCUAUAUUUUACUAUUAUAAAUUUCAGUCUGAUAUGUAGGUAAACUGGCACAGGAUGAAUGUCAGAAAAUGAAAUAUUAGGUAAUAGAAGUUACUUCUAUUUAUAUAAGAAAGUUAUGAGUAAUUAUGUGAAAAUUGCCAAAGUUUUUCAUUGUAUGUAGUAUGAUAAAAAUUAUUGUAUGUCCAGCAAAUGUGUUGAUAUUCUGAACAUAAUUAUGUACAAUAUUCAUUUGCCCAUGUCUAUCUAUCUAUGUAUAUAUAUUUGUCUUUCUAU